Molecule: messenger RNA, 2184 nt
Organism: Glycine soja
Lineage: Eukaryota; Viridiplantae; Streptophyta; Magnoliopsida; Fabales; Fabaceae
Product: 70 kDa peptidyl-prolyl isomerase-like
Exons: 11
Coding region: 261-1973 (570 amino acids)
Biological process (GO): protein peptidyl-prolyl isomerization
Cellular component (GO): cytoplasm
Molecular function (GO): peptidyl-prolyl cis-trans isomerase activity; protein binding
Source: RefSeq, a predicted model, not a curated record
CAUAAACCACAAUAAAUAGUAAAAAAAUAAAUGGAACGAACAUGAUAAAUCUGGAACCAUCUUGACAACUUUGGAUUAUAGAACUCUCUAGACACACUCUCCUCUUUCACUCCUACCUAUGUAUAUACAUAAUAACCUAAAACCAUUUCCGGUGAUCGUGUCAGAAACGUAAAACCAUAUUCUCCUGUGAUCGUGUGAUUUCUUUCUGAGUUCUUAGCACUUACUUUUUUCAUACACAUUUGUUGUCUUGUUGGGAAGCCAUGGAUGAGGAUUUCGAGUUCCCAAGUGCUGGCAACAUGGAAAUGCCAGAGGAGGAAGAGAUUGAGAGUCCGAUUCUGAAGGUUGGGGAGGAGAAGGAGAUUGGGAAAAUGGGGCUGAAGAAGAAGUUGCUAAAGGAAGGUGAAGGUUGGGACAUCCCUGACUGUGGAGACCAAGUUGAAGUGCAUUAUACUGGAACCUUGCUUGAUGGAACCAAAUUUGAUUCUAGCCGUGAUAGGGGCACCCCUUUCAAGUUCAGGCUAGGCCAAGGGCAAGUGAUCAAGGGAUGGGAUGAAGGUAUCAAAACCAUGAAGAAAGGUGAGAAUGCCCUUUUCACAAUACCCCCAGAAUUGGCUUAUGGAGAGUCAGGUUCUCCUCCCACUAUUCCCCCCAAUGCAACUCUGCAGUUUGAUGUGGAGUUGCUGUCAUGGACAAGUGUGAAGGACAUUUGCAAGGAUGGAGGAAUUUUGAAGAAUAUAAUUACUGAAGGGGAGAAAUGGGAUAAUCCUAAGGAUCUGGAUGAAGUGUUUGUUAAGUAUGAAGCUAGGCUUGAAGAUGGGAUAGUCAUUUCAAAAUCUGAUGGGGUGGAAUUCACUGUGGAAGAGGGGUAUUUCUGUCCUGCUUUGGCCAAGGCUGUGAAAACCAUGAAGAAGGGAGAGAAAGUUCUCUUGAAUGUGAAGCCACAAUAUGCAUUUGGUGAGAGUGGAAGGCCAGCCUCAGGAGAUGAAGGUGCCGUACCUCCAAAUGCUUCUCUUCAAGUGGAUCUUGAGUUGGUCUCGUGGAAGACUGUGUCUGACAUUACCAACGAUAGAAAGGUUCUCAAGAAGACUUUGAAGGAAGGGGAGGGAUAUGAACGACCAAAUGAUGGAGCUGUAGUUCAAGUGAAACUGAUUGGCAAGCUGCAAGAUGGAACUGUCUUCAUUAAGAAGGGCUACGAUGAUCAACAGCCAUUCGAGUUCAAAAUUGAUGAAGAGCAAGUUACUGAUGGACUUGACCAAGCUGUGAAGAGCAUGAAGAAAGGGGAAAUUGCAUUGCUGAUCAUACAACCUGAAUAUGCUUUUGGUCCAUCUGGAUCCUCUCAGGAAUUGGCUAAUGUUCCUCCUAAUUCUACUGUGUACUAUGAAGUUGAGCUGCUUUCUUUUAUAAAGGAAAAGGAAUUGUGGGAUCUGAAUACGCAAGAGAAGAUUGAGGCAGCUGGGAAGAAAAAGGAAGAAGGGAAUGCUUUAUUUAAGGUUGGCAAAUAUGAAAGAGCUUCAAAGAGAUAUGAAAAGGCCAUAAAGUUUGUUGAGUAUGAUUCCUCCUUCAGUGAUGAGGAGAGACAGAAGACUAAGGCAUUGAAAAUCACAUGCAAUCUCAACAAUGCAGCCUGUAAGUUGAAGCUAAAGGACUACAAACAGGCAGAGAAGAUGUGCACAAAGGUUUUAGAGCUUGAUAGUAGAAAUGUAAAAGCACUCUAUCGGAGGGCACAAGGGUAUCUCCAUCUUGUGGACUUGGAUCUAGCUGAGAUGGAUAUUAAGAAAGCCCUUGAGAUUGAGCCAGACAACAGGGAUGUAAAGAUGGAGUACAAAAUUUUGAAGCAGAAAGUGAGAGAAUACAACAAGAAGGACGCACAAUUUUACGGCAGCAUAUUUGCAAAAAUGAAUAAACUAGAGCAAGCAAGAACAGCAACAGCAAAGCAGGAGCCUGUGCCAAUGACUAUUGACAGCGAAGCUUAAAUUUGAGAGCUACCUCUGUCUCUGCAUAGCUUACUAGUAUGAUAUUCCAAUUGUUGUGUCGUCUCAAGUCUUGGUCCCAUAAAUAGCUUUGCUCAUAUCUUGUGUGAUUUUCAUAUGAAGAAUGCAUAUGGUGUCGGUUGUCAGUUGUCUUGUCAUUCAAGCUAUGUACACUGAUGGCUAAUAAGAAAUGAAGUAAAGCAAGUUUUGGCAA